Molecule: messenger RNA, 2514 nt
Organism: Daldinia caldariorum
Lineage: Eukaryota; Fungi; Ascomycota; Sordariomycetes; Xylariales; Hypoxylaceae
Product: heat shock protein 60
Exons: 3
Biological process (GO): apoptotic mitochondrial changes; mitochondrial unfolded protein response; protein import into mitochondrial intermembrane space
Cellular component (GO): mitochondrial inner membrane; mitochondrial matrix
Molecular function (GO): ATP-dependent protein folding chaperone; protein-folding chaperone binding; ATP binding
Source: RefSeq, a predicted model, not a curated record
CUUUAAUAGUAUUAGAAUUAUCAGAAUAAGUCACAACAUAAAAAUAUAGAAUUGCAACAAAUCAUAUUCUAUGAAAUUCCAUGAAGUCGUUGGUCGAAUGCGCUUAUAGCAACGCUAUACCAGUCCGGGUUAGCGUAGAAGAAGCUUCGGCUUCUGGCCGGUUCCUCCGUCAUUCAAUCGAUUAAAUUUUUUGAAGCUUUUAUUCCCCGGCGACCUCGAAAACUCAAUUCUUCAACGCCUACAUUUCAACAACGCCGGCGAGGUUUUUGUUCUUCUUUCCGCUCUCUCACGACGUGAUAAUUGGUGGUGACUUUUUAUUCCCGUCUUUCCUCAACUUAAAUCGUCUAUACCACAUCUAUCAUCCACAAUGCAGCGUGCUCUGUCGUCCCGAGCGCGAGCUUCGGUCCUAUCUUCGGCUGCCACCAAGUACCGAGCUGGUGCUGGCCUCUCGCAACAGGUUCGAUUCGCACACAAGGAGCUCAAGUUCGGCGUCGAGGGUAGAGCUGCUCUCCUUGCCGGUGUCGAGACCCUCGCCAAGGCUGUUGCUACCACACUCGGUCCCAAGGGUCGAAAUGUUUUAAUCGAGUCGAGCUACGGCUCUCCUAAGAUCACAAAGGAUGGUGUUACUGUCGCAAGAGCUAUCAGCUUGCAAGACAAGUUCGAGAACCUCGGCGCUAAGUUAUUACAAGACGUCGCAUCCAAGACAAACGAAUCUGCCGGUGAUGGAACCACUAGCGCUACGGUUUUAGCCCGUGCUAUCUUCUCGGAAACUGUCAAGAACGUCGCCGCCGGCUGCAACCCUAUGGAUCUGCGGAGGGGUACCCAAGCCGCUGUUGACGCUGUUGUUGAAUAUAUCCAGAAGAACAAGAAGGAUAUCACCACCAGCGAGGAGAUUGCUCAGGUCGCCACCAUCAGCGCUAACGGAGAUACCCACAUUGGUAAGAUGAUUGCCAAUGCCAUGGAGAAGGUCGGCAAGGAGGGUGUUAUCACCGUCAAGGAGGGAAAGACCAUGAGCGACGAGCUGGAAGUUACCGAGGGUAUGCGAUUCGACCGCGGUUACGUGUCGCCCUACUUCAUCACUGAUCCCAAGUCGCACAAGGUCGAGUUUGAGAACCCUCUCAUUCUCCUUUCCGAGAAGAAGAUCAGUGCCGUACAAGAUAUCAUCCCCGCUCUCGAGGCCUCUACUCAGGCCCGACGACCUCUUGUCAUCAUUGCCGAAGACAUUGAUGGUGAGGCUCUAGCUGUCUGCAUCUUGAACAAGCUCCGUGGCCAGCUCCAGGUUGCUGCCGUCAAGGCCCCUGGCUUCGGUGACAACCGAAAGUCGAUCCUCGGUGAUAUCGCUGUUCUCACCAACGGUACCGUCUUCACUGAUGAGCUAGACAUCAAGCUGGAGAAGGCUACCCCUGACAUGCUUGGCUCCACCGGCUCCAUUACCAUCACCAAGGAGGAUACUAUUAUCCUUAACGGAGAGGGUAGCAAGGACGCCAUUGCCCAACGAUGCGAGCAGAUCCGUGGUGUCAUGAACGAUCCCAACACAUCCGAAUAUGAGAAGGAGAAGCUUCAAGAACGACUUGCCAAGCUUUCUGGCGGUGUUGCUGUCAUCAAGGUCGGUGGUUCUUCCGAGGUUGAGGUCGGUGAGAAGAAGGACCGCUUUGUUGAUGCCCUUAACGCCACCCGAGCUGCCGUUGAGGAGGGUAUCCUGCCCGGUGGCGGUACCGCUCUCCUCAAGGCUGCUAGCAACGCCCUGAAGGAUAUCAAGGCUGCCAACUUCGAUCAGCAACUCGGUGUCAGCAUUGUCAAGAACGCUAUCACUCGACCGGCCAGGACGAUCGUUGAGAACGCUGGUCUGGAGGGCUCCGUCGUCGUCGGCAAGCUCAUGGACGAGUUCGGCAACGACUUCAACAAGGGCUUCGACAGUGCCAAGGGAGAGUAUGUGGACAUGAUCCAGGCAGGUAUCCUUGACCCGCUCAAGGUUGUCCGAACUGGUCUAGUUGAUGCUAGCGGUGUUGCCUCGCUACUAGGUACCACCGAGGUUGCCAUCGUUGAGGCUCCCGAAGAGAAGCCUGCUGGUGGCAUGGGCGGCGGCAUGGGUGGUAUGGGAGGAAUGGGUGGCAUGGGAGGAAUGAUGUAAUGAGUUCAUGGUUUUGAAUGAACCUUUGUCCUGUCAUGUAUCAAAAGUUUGGGUUGGGAACAUUGACCUCGGCGUUAUGGGGACGGAUUAACGUUGUCUCUGUCAUGUCUUCCUCUAUAUCUCCCCUCUACGUCUCUACCUCCAUCUCUCACCCCCCAACCACCCCCCCCUGUGCAUUAUUCCUACCUUGAUAUCCCGAGCGGCGUUAUGAAGUGUUGUAUAUUAGAGCUAUGAACUGAAAAAAAUGGCAACCUACAGCUGGUGUAGGUGAUCUUAAUUGAUCUGAUGAUAAAUACUUUGCCCCUUUUUUUGUUUUAUUCACCUAGGCACCAAAAAUUUGACAAUUGUGAUUGCGUUAAGUUAAGUUCUGCCUAGAAAUUAGG